Drosophila sulfurigaster albostrigata is the source of this 8231-nucleotide messenger RNA. It is a transcript of the gene Nmdar2, whose product is annotated as glutamate receptor ionotropic, NMDA 2B. The transcript has 11 exons. NCBI's taxonomy places the organism in Eukaryota, Metazoa, Arthropoda, Insecta, Diptera, Drosophilidae. Gene Ontology annotation, biological process: synaptic transmission, glutamatergic; modulation of chemical synaptic transmission; monoatomic ion transport. The record is from RefSeq and is a predicted model, not a curated record. Bases 1031 to 4681 code for a protein of 1216 amino acids. Gene Ontology annotation, cellular component: plasma membrane; postsynaptic membrane. Gene Ontology annotation, molecular function: transmitter-gated monoatomic ion channel activity involved in regulation of postsynaptic membrane potential; NMDA glutamate receptor activity.
UGCUUCUGUCCCGGGUUGGCAGUGCCACAUCGUUGCUCGUCGCAUUCACUCCGCAUCGGCAUCGGCAACGGCAUCUCGCAACUCGCAACUCGCAUCUCGUCGCAACUCGUCAGCGGGGCUAAAAACACAACGCGCGACGACGACAACGACAGCAGCGAACAGCGGCUAAAAACGUAGACCAGACUUUCGACUCUGACUCUGACUUGGACCGUGACUUAGAACCUAGCAGCGGACUUGAAAGACAGCUCGUGGCCAGCUUCUGGUCAAGUGACCAACUGACCCCAAAAACAAAAAAAAAACCAAAAAGAAAACGCUUUCGACCGCGGACCGCGAACAGCGAACAGCGAACUUGCGAUGACAGCGUGCCGUGCAGUGUAGCUUUAAGAGCACAAAAGCAUAAAUAAGUGAAACCCAUUUCAAUAAUUCAGCAGCGACUACGACGAGGGAGUGAAAUACAAUACACACUAGAGUACUAAAUACUAGAGCAACUGCUGCAGAAGAAGAAGAAGCAGAAGAAGAAGAAAUCGAGCAGGAAAUGAAACUGCUUUUGAACCCAAUCCAUCCACCAACAGAAAUCUAAGGAAUAAAUAUAAAGCUAAAGAGAAAUAUUUAAAUACAAAUAGUUAAACGCAUAAAUCGCACAACAAACUGAGCAGAGAAGAGACAACAACAACAACAACACCAGUAACAGCAACCAGAAGAAGAAGAAGAACAAGAACAACAACAAGAUAAUCAGGUACUUAAAUGAAUAAUGAAUCAAGUGAAUGCGAAAUGAAUGCCAGAGCUGCGAUGAGACAGAGAGCAGUCGAGUUGCCGCGCAGCAAUUGAAUUCGCCAAGAGAACGUGUGAGAGCAACAUCAGCAGCACCAGCAACAACAGCAACAGCAACAGCAAUCCAAUUGGCAACACAGCAACGACAGCGAAAAUAAUUAAAUUAUAUUCAAUUUAAUUAAAUCAAAUAUAAUUAUUGUGUGGCAGCGAGAGAAAAAGGACAGCGAAACACACACACACACACAGGCGUGUAUAGGUAAUGGUCGAAUUAAUGGCCCAUGCUGUGCAACAGCAACAUCCACAGCAACAUGAAAGCAACAGCAAAAACAACAAGAACAACAACAAGAACAACGCACAAACACCGCAAAGCAUUUGGACAAAGCGAAAGCUGACGAGGGGAAGCAGCAAAACAAAGAAAGUGAAACUGAAAUGUGGCACACAACACGCGACAGCAGAAGCAACAUCAGCGACAACAUCAGCAACUGUUGCUGCCAAACCGAGUGACAGAAGCAAAAAGCAUUUGAUAUUCUUCAAUUCCAUGUCAACGAGCACAACAGCAACAGCAACUGCGACAACAACUGCGACAACUUGCACUGUUGUCGAUGACAGUUGCGCUGUAGAUAUUGCAGCCACCAACAACAGCAACAACAACAACAGCAACAACAACAGCAACAUCGACAGCAACUGCAACACUGCCAACAGCAACAAGAAUCACAAUAGCAAUAUAAGAACAGCAACAACAACCAGAAGAAUAGCAGCGGCAACAUGUACAGCAACAUCAACAGCAAUCAACGACAACAAAAGGAAAUCAUCAUCAUCAUCGUCGUCGUCGUCGCUGCUGCUGUUGCCAAUGAUGUGGCUGCUGCUGCUGCUGUCCAUCGCUGACUCGGGCGCCGCAUUGCGUCUAACCAACGGCGGCAACAGCCUCAGCAAAGGCGUCGGCGCCAACAAGGAGCAACUCAACAUCGGCCUCAUCGCACCACACACGAACUUUGGCAAGCGCGAAUAUCUGCGGAGCAUCAACAAUGCCGUCGCCGCCUUGUCCAAGGCACGCGGCAACAAGCUCACCUUCCUCAAGGACUACUCCUUCGAGCAGAAGAACAUCCACUUCGACAUGAUGUCGCUGACACCCAGUCCGACCGCCAUUCUGAGCACGCUCUGCAAGGAGUUCCUGCGCGUCAACGUCUCCGCCAUCCUCUACAUGAUGAACAACGAGCAGUUCGGCCACAGCACAGCCUCAGCCCAGUACUUUCUUCAGCUAGCCGGUUACCUGGGCAUCCCGGUGAUCUCGUGGAAUGCUGACAACUCGGGUCUGGAGCGUCGGGCAUCGCAAUCGACGCUGCAACUGCAGCUGGCGCCGAGCAUUGAGCAUCAGAGUGCCGCGAUGCUGAGCAUCCUGGAGCGCUACAAGUGGCAUCAGUUCUCGGUGGUCACCUCACAGAUCGCCGGCCACGAUGACUUCGUGCAGGCGGUGCGAGAGCGUGUGGCCGAGAUGCAGGAGCACUUCAAGUUCACCAUACUCAACUCGAUUGUCGUCACGCGGACCAGCGACCUCAUGGAGCUGGUGAACAGCGAGGCGCGCGUCAUGCUGCUCUAUGCCACCCAAACGGAAGCCAUCACAAUUCUGCGUGCCGCCGACGAGAUGAAGCUCACCGGUGAGAACUAUGUCUGGGUCGUCAGUCAGUCGGUCAUCGAGAAGAAGGACGCGCACUCGCAGUUCCCCGUCGGCAUGCUGGGCGUCCACUUCGACACAUCGAGCGCUGCCCUGAUGAACGAGAUCUCCAAUGCCAUCAAGAUCUACAGCUAUGGUGUGGAAGCUUACCUCACGGACCCCGCCAAUCGGGAUCGAAGGCUCACCACGCAGUCGUUGUCCUGCGAGGACGAAGGACGCGGUCGCUGGGACAAUGGCGAAAUCUUCUUCAAGUACUUGCGCAACGUGUCCAUAGAGGGGGACCUCAACAAGCCGAACAUUGAGUUCACUGCGGACGGUGACCUCAAGUCGGCGGAGCUCAAGAUCAUGAACCUGCGACCCAGCGCCAACAAUAAGAAUCUCGUCUGGGAGGAGAUUGGGGUCUGGAAGUCGUGGGAGACUCAGAGGCUGGACAUACGCGACAUCGCGUGGCCAGGUAACUCGCACGCUCCGCCGCAAGGUGUGCCCGAGAAAUUCCAUUUAAAGAUCACAUUCCUCGAGGAGGCACCCUAUAUCAAUCUGUCACCCGCCGAUCCAGUGAGUGGCAAAUGCCUGAUGGACCGCGGUGUGCUGUGUCGCGUUGCGGCCGAUCACGAAAUGGCCGCCGACAUCGAUGUCGGCCAGGCACACCGCAACGAGUCCUUCUAUCAAUGCUGCAGCGGAUUCUGCAUUGAUUUGCUCGAGAAAUUUGCCGAGGAGCUGGGCUUCACCUACGAGCUGGUUCGGGUUGAAGAUGGUAAAUGGGGUACACUUGAGAAUGGUAAAUGGAAUGGUUUAAUUGCCGACUUGGUUAACCGCAAGACGGACAUGGUACUCACGUCUCUCAUGAUCAACACCGAGCGCGAGGCGGUCGUCGAUUUCAGUGAGCCCUUCAUGGAGACGGGCAUUGCGAUUGUGGUGGCCAAACGGACUGGCAUCAUCUCGCCCACUGCGUUCUUAGAGCCCUUUGACACGGCCUCCUGGAUGCUGGUGGGUAUCGUCGCCAUACAAGCGGCCACCUUCAUGAUCUUCCUGUUCGAGUGGCUCUCGCCCAGCGGCUACGACAUGAAGCUCUAUCUGCAGAACACCAAUGUCACCCCCUAUCGCUUCUCCCUGUUCCGCACCUAUUGGCUCGUCUGGGCGGUGCUCUUUCAAGCCGCCGUCCACGUCGAUUCGCCACGCGGCUUCACCUCGCGCUUCAUGACCAAUGUCUGGGCUCUGUUCGCCGUCGUCUUCCUUGCCAUCUACACUGCCAACCUGGCGGCCUUCAUGAUAACCAGAGAGGAAUUCCACGAGUUCAGCGGCCUGAAUGACAGCCGCUUAGUCCAUCCGUAUUCGCACAAGCCAUCGUUCAAGUUCGGCACCAUUCCCUACAGCCACACGGACUCGACUAUUCACAAGUACUUUAAGGACAUGCACUACUACAUGAAGCAAUACAAUAAGACAAGUGUCGCUGACGGCGUCGCCGCUGUGCUGAAUGGCAACCUCGACUCCUUCAUCUACGACGGCACCGUGCUGGACUAUUUGGUGGCCCAGGACGAGGACUGUCGCCUCAUGACCGUCGGCAGCUGGUACGCGAUGACAGGCUAUGGACUCGCUUUUAGCCGCAACUCCAAGUACGUGCAGAUGUUCAACAAGCGUCUGCUCGAGUUUCGCGCCAAUGGGGACUUGGAGCGAUUGCGUCGCUAUUGGAUGACCGGCACUUGUCGGCCCGGGAAGCAGGAGCACAAGUCCUCGGAUCCGUUGGCCCUCGAGCAGUUCUUGUCCGCCUUUCUACUCCUGAUGGCUGGCAUUCUGCUCGCCGCGCUGCUGCUGCUGCUGGAGCACGUCUACUUCAAGUACAUACGCAAGCGAUUGGCCAAAAAGGAUGGCGGACAUUGCUGUGCUCUCAUCUCGCUCUCCAUGGGCAAAUCGCUGACGUUUCGCGGAGCCGUCUACGAGGCCACCGAGAUCCUGAAGAAGCAUCGCUGCAACGAUCCCAUCUGCGACACGCAUCUGUGGAAGGUGAAGCACGAGCUGGACAUGUCCCGACUGCGUGUGCGUCAGCUGGAGAAGGUCAUGGACAAGCACGGCAUCAAGGCGCCGCAGUUGAGGCUGGCCUCAUCGUCCGAUCUGCUGAACCAUCAUCAUCUCAAGGAACGUCCGCCGUUGCUGGGCAAUCUCAGUUUGGCAGCAAGCGCCCAAGAUCUAUACAGGUGGUCCUACAAAACGGAAAUCGCCGAGAUGGAGACAGUGCUCUGAAGCGAUUGGAGUGAAUCACAUAUGGUUGGCAUUGCCACUAAUCCUAAUCUUAAAUAUCUAAGUCUUACCAAUAGUUGAAGCCCCAAUCAACAGCAAAUUAACAACAACAACAACAACAAGUAUUAUGCAUUUUAAUCAGCAAGCAAAUGAGCAAUGUUUUUAUCGGUUGUUCUGUUAUCGAUAACUUGUCUGUUUUUUUUUUUGAUUAAGGCUACAAUUACAAAUUGACGAAGCAGAAAAACUAAACGGACUGCAAUUGCAAAUUUACACCAAUAAAAAAGAAAAUAUUAACAAAAACAAAAACAAAAAACAAACACAAACAUUAAGAAAAAUGUAAAAAAGAAAAACCAAAAAAAAAACGUCUCCAAACUCUUCGUAUAUAUACAAAAUAUAGGUGUAUAUUUAAUCAAAAUGAUGCCCACAAAAUGGCAGAUAAAGAAAUGUUUCAAAUAAAUGUAAACUGAAAGCUUUUUAAAAGUUAAAGAACAAUUUAAAAACUAAAACUAAACCUAAAAUAAAAACGAAAUCGAAAAAAAAAAAUAUUAAACCAAAGCCCAAAGCGCCUCACACAAAAACAAACACACACGCAGGCAGACACAGAGAAAGAGAAAGAGAUAGGGAUAGAAAGAGAGAGAAAAACUAGGAGUUCAGAUUUCAGGAUUUAAUGAAGCAAAACAACAUUUAUACAAGCUCGUAAUUAUGCAAAAUAGUCACAGAAAGUGAAAAUGGAGAUGGAGAUGGAAGAAACGCAAAAUAAAUAUUUAUGCAAUUAAGUUGAAAAUGUUAACAAAGCAAAUCAAUUGUGCAUUUAACGCGAUUGAGGUGCGCAACACGAAGCACAAUGAUAUAGUCAAAUUUAUUUUACUGUUGAAUUUACACCAACGCAAACACAGAGACACUCACAUGCACGCAAACACACAAAACAUGGAGGUGGAACGAUAAAUUUAUCGAUAUAUGAGAGAAUGAUCGAAAUGAAAUGAUCUGACAGUCACACUCACACGCACGCACGCACACACAAACCAUGGAGGUAAGACGAUAAAGUUAUCGAUAUACAAACACGAGAAGAAAUGAACGAAAAUGAUCUGAAAGUGGAACUGGAACUAGAGUUUCCCGCAAAAUGAACGAGAAAUGAAAAUGCGAAAUGCGAAAUGAUGAUGAUAAUUGAAACUAAAUGAAUAAUUGCUAAAGAUAUACACAUUAACAUAUUUAUAUUGUAUGUAUUUACUUAAUUAUUAUGAUUACGAUUACGAUUACGAUAUGAAUGUUAUUGCAUAUACACGUACAUAUACAUUUAUUGAUAUUUAUAUAUACAUAUACAUAUACAUACAAACAUAUAUACAUAUAUACGUUUUUCUCCUGAUUUUGAGGAACAAAGUGCUUAUGUGCCACUCAAACAACAACAACAACAACAAGCAACAAACAAACAAACAAGCCAACAAGCCAACAACAAAAGUGCAAUGAGAAUAUAAACUAGAAAUUCUUAAUCGAUUCAAUUCAAUUCACAAUUCAAUCCAAAGCUAUAACUACUCCAAUCUCAACAAUCUAAUGCUAAUGCUUUCCUCUUCAUUAUGAAUAUCAAGUAUACGCCCUCGAUUACGCAUUAAGUUCUCUUUUGUCCUCCGCAGCUCACAAUGACACAAAAGUAGUAAAAACCAAAAAAUAUACUCGUAUGCUGUUAUCUGUUAAUAAGUAGAAGUUGUAUUUCCAAUUAUUAUACUCGACUCUUGAAUAUAUACUUAUAUAAUUUAGCAUAUCACGUAUACGCCACCCAGUAAAUUGAGUUUAUCCGCAUUUCGAUUCUACCAUAUAUAAUAGUCGACUAGAAUAUACCCGUUAUAUCUGUAUAAUUUGGCAUUAGCUAUGAACACGCUUCUCACAACUCUCCCGCUCUCUGGGUUCAGGAUAGAACACAAAACAAAAGCAAAAGCAGAAGCUAAAAAAUGAAUAAAAUUAAACCCUUAGAAAGCUAAAUAAAAACUAACUAACUAAAACUGAAAUUUGCUUAAAUGAUAAAAACGAAAACCUAAAAAAAAACUAUUUUAAAUUAAACAAAAUCAAAGCUAAACAAGAAAAAAAAACAAAAAUUUAAAUUUAACUAAGCAAAAAAAGAAAAAAGAAAAAACGAAAAGAAUUUGAUAAUUAAAUGUUUGUGUUGGUAUUCGUUUGUGUGUCUUCUAAAUGUUUAGAGUGUCGAAUGGAAAAUAAACAUAAUAAUAUUUUAAACAAAUUGAACGAUUGGCUCACGUAAAGUAAGGCGAUACAUUUAUCGAUAUACAAAUAUGAGAAGAAGUGAUCGAAAAUGAUCUGACAGUCACACUCACAUGCACGCACACACAAACAUGGAGGUAGGACGAUACAUUUAUCGAUAUACAAUGAUCUGACAGUCACAUGUACGCACAAAAAAACAUGGAGGUAAGACGAUACAUUUAUCGAUAGACAAAUACGGGAAGAAGUGAACGAAAAUGAACACACACACACACACACACACUCACACAUACAUACACGAUGUCUGUCCAUGUAAAGGAUAAAGCAAAAGAAAAAAAAAGAAAGCUAAAGCUACUUAUUCAAGCAAUUUGCACACUGCGACUAUCCAUGUGUACUCUAAAUAUAUAUAUGUGUGUGUGUGUGUGCGACACACACAUACACACACACACACACUUGCAUACUAUAAUUGGAUUGUUGAUCUAUAUUUACUGAAUGUAAUCGCUUUAAGCUUGUUAUCUCAACAAAUCAAAACAAAAAACAAGCAAAACACAAAAAAAAAAUGAUGAAAGCAAACAAAUGUUAACAGAAAUAUAAAAACAAAAUGCAUUGAGUUUUAUUUGCAAAGAGUGAUUUUUUGUAGUAAAAAUAUUUUAUACACAAUUAAGUACAGAAUCGAAGUGAAGUUGAAAGUGGAAACAGAAAGAGAAGAAGAAAGAGAGAAAUAGCGGAGAAAAAGCAAAAGCAAAAGUAAAAACACAAAAAAAAGAAUAAUAGCGAAAUGUUAAUUAUUACGUAUAUAUUUUUUAAGACAAAUUGUUCACAUUGAAAGCGUAAAGCGGAAACGGAAACGAAAAUGAAAAAUCCGAAGCAGCAGAUCAGAGAAGAUAAGAGAAGAGAAGAAGGAGUACGAGAACGAGAACGAGAAAGAGUGGAAAUGAGUGGAAAAGAUUUACGGACAAAUUAAAACAAGUAAAACAAGUUAACAUUACAUUGUAUAAGUAGUUAGUAAUUUAACACUAAAAACCCCCUAAAAAGGAAAUUAAGCUAAGUCUCGUGGAAUACACAAAAUGUGUUUUAUGUACCAGUAUAUAUAUAUAUAACAUAUAUAUAUAACAUAUAUAUGUGUAUGUAUAGAACAUGUUGUUUUUUAUUAUUAUUAAUGUUAUUAAGUUACGGAACGAGUACGUAAAAGAGCCAAGAGCGAAAACACACACACAUACACAUACAUGAUACAUUGCACACACACACAUAGAUAUUAAAUUAAAUAAUGAGGGCAUUUUGUUGAAUGUUUACUAAAUAUACAAAUUAAAUCAAAGCAAAUAAAAUGAAACGAAUCGAAUCGAAA